AUGGCGCCCAGAUUGUCUUGCUUGUUCUCUAUGAUUGUUUAUAUGGCAUCAUGGCAGGAGAACUUCUUUGCAGAGUCUCUUAACAAUGGCCUAGCCUUAACGCCACCAAGUGAGUUGCUGAUAUGAUAAUUUUUGGCUACUUUCGGCAGAGAUCAGUUUUGGCUCUAUAUCACAUGAUACUCAGCUGAUCACUGACUUGUAGUCAGCUAGUUAAGUGUCCUCGACUAAAAUCUCUCGUCUUCUUCUAUCGCACCAUGAGGCUAGCUGAUUUCUUUCCCCUAAAGUUCUUUGUUGUUUUGUUACCAAAUUCAGUUGUUGAACUUCAUUUAGAAGUCAACUGAAAGCUGGCAAGAUUUCCGAAAAGCCCUAUACUUUAUUGAGCAGAUUGCCUUUUGGACAACGGCUUUGUUCAAAAAUAGUAUGGGGUUGUACGGAAAUCUUUUCCACAUUUACAUGAAGUUGUUUGCUUCAAAGAUUAGGUAAGUGUUCGGCAAAAUGGCUAAAUUUCAGUAGCAGGGAACUCGGUCAAAUAAGAGUCACUCUUUGCAGGAGAGGUGUUUGCCUUAACAGGUGUUGACAGACAAGAUGAAGCUCAAAAUAAUUAAUAAAUUCUCCCGGAGUUUUCUGGGGACAGGGUGACGUUUUCCACCAUAUAGAGGGCAUUAGAGAUUUAUCAGGGAUGUAGACAGGAUUUUCCCAUGAGAGGUCCUUACCUCUAGGGGGGCUUAUAAGGUUGUUUGUGACCAUUGCUAUAGAUAUAAAUGAUCACUUUUACCUGGCAGAGAAGGGAUCACAUGCAUUCUAUUGGCCCACACCCUUUUUAUUAAUAAAGCUGAAUUUCUUUCCUUUUAUAGUGGGAUGGAUGGAUUGGGAGAGAUUCCGUUGUAACACAGACUGCAAAAAUGACCCAGACAACUGCAUUGGGUAACUGCUUGAUUUGUUGGUUUACAUUUAUUAGCAGUCCUUAAAAACAAAGGAUGGGUUAGUUUUUUUACUUUAAUUUUAUCUAGUUUUGACUACCUUUGAGUGGGGUGUCCAUAAAUUUUUCAGUAAGUGGCUACUGAUAAUGCAAUAGGCAGCUGUGCUAUAUGGCAAAACUCAAACAUGAGAGUCUGAUGGCAGCUGCUAAACGGAUGGCAAUGGAAAGUCUUAUUGGUGGGGGUUAACCAGCAGUAUUUUUUAUCUGAAACCCUUGCUGAUCUAUAAUAUGGAGAAGUUUGGUAUGGUUUAAAAUUUUUUUGUUGCUUUUACUGUUUUCAGUGUUUUUAGUGUUUGUUUUUCAGUGAAAAAUUAUUCAUGGAUAUGGCAACUCGUAUGGCUGAGGAUGGUUUUAAGGAUGUUGGCUAUAAAUAUGUAUCUAUUGAUGUAAGGUUUGAUAAUUUUUGGCUUAAAUUUAUCAUCAUUUGUUGCUUGGUUUACUUGGAAAAUUACAGAGAUCUGAUUGUGAGGAAAGACUAUUUGGACCAAUUAUUUUGCUGGUUCUAAUGUAUUGGGAGGAAGUGUUCUCCAUGAAUUUAAUAAGUGUUGUAUAGAUUUAUAACCAGAUAGGCAGUUACAGGUAACUCAGAAUGAUUAGAAGGUAAAGAGUUGUGAUCUUGCUGUGGAGAGAUUUCAAUUCACAAACAUAUCUUCAACAAACAUGAUUUUACAUUCACAUUGCUUUACUUUAUGGUUUUCUGUUGUGUUUAGCACUUAGGUGGUUUAUCAGUGAUGACAUUAGAAGGAUUAAGUCAAAAUUUGUUGACACUUCAUGAAAGUCUCUUUGAUUUGUAGGAUUGUUGGAUGUCUCACAACCGAACGGCUGAUGGCCAACUUCAACCUGAUCCUAGCAGAUUUCCAAGUGGAAUGAAAGCUCUUGCUGACUUUGUAAGUUUGUUAUAGUGCUUUUAAGGUCAUUAAAAAUUCAAAUUUGGUGGGAUUGUUGCUUUCUUGUUGUGUUUUUCUCUUAGUUUUAAAAGAGACAGACCAACUUUUCUCUAAAAUUGUUUGUAUUUUAAUUUUAGAUUCAUUCUAAAGGAUUAAAGCUGGGAAUAUAUGCAGGUAGCAAUUUACAUUUUAACUCCCAAGAUCUGAUUGUUAAACCCCCCCUCCCCUCCCCUCUCUCUAGCUGCUUUGAACACACUUCAAUGCUAGGUACAAGAAUUUGGUGUUAGAUCAAGAUAACAACUAUCGCCUGAUAAGUUUGAGUCUUCUCAUUACCUGUUUGCUGGGUAAUGUAUGGAUAUUAUUGGGAGAAAGUAACAUGUUGAUAACUUCAGGGAGUUAAAGGAUUGAGGACCAUCUGUAAAGAUAUUAUAUAUAAUUUGUUCCUUAUUCACUUCACAAACUUUACAAUUGGUCAAAACAUUUUUUUCCUUAUAAUUCUUCAGAUUAUGGAACAAAAACUUGUGCAGGAUAUCCAGGAACCAUUGAUCACAUUCAACAAGACAUGGAUGUAAGUUAACUGUUGUGUUGUUUGUUGCUACGAAUAAGUUAUUUUAGGUUCAGAACAGCACUAGUGAGAGGUGACCUUACUUUUGUCUGUUCACACUUCAAGUGACCAUUGCAUCUAUAUUUUUUUUCUUUAUCCUUUAACCCUUAAUAGUGACUAGCAUCCAAAUUUCUCUCCACAACAUCAUCCUUGCAUCAAACACUCAAGUUAUGAGAAUAAAGCAAAUGAUCACUAACUAAAGAAGUGACUGAUUGUUAAACAAAUUCUCCUUGCCAGCACAUUUGGAAAUGUAUAGAGAACAGUAUAGAGAAUAUGCAUACUGAUAUUAGAGUGUAAAGGGUUAAAGUGCUGUGUAGAAUAUUUUUAACCCUUAAGGGCUCUGUAUAUAUCUUUCAAAAUACAUUUUUAUAGAUUAAUUUGCAAUAACCUUUAUGCGGGCUAUAUUCCCUUUAAUUUAUUCAGUGAUUCCUUUUCAGACGUUUGCAGGCUGGGGAGUUGAUUACUUAAAGCUGGACGGUUGCUAUAGUGACCCUGACAAAAUGGAUACGGGUUACCCAAUGGUUACUAAAGCCCUUAACAACACAGGCAGACCAAUAGUAUUUUCCUGCAGCUGGCCUGCCUAUCAAAGUGCAAAGAAAACAGUGAGGAUAGACUUCAUUGUUAUGAUAUUUUUCUUGGUGCACAAUGUUGACUUCCAUGCCCAGGAGGAAGUUGUGUGAGAUGACAUUCGUGAUCUCAUUGUUACUUUUCAAUACUACAGAGCCUUUAUGAAAAAUGUAAAUUAUUAUGUCUUGCUCAAUUUGAUAGAAAAUGUACGCAUAUAAACUAUAAUUAAAAGUAAUAGACUGGUAAUGUAAGCUAUAUGUAACUAUUAAAUGACAUGCAGUGUUAAUUUUACAGCCUAACUACACAUGGAUAGCUGAAAACUGUAAUUUGUGGAGGAACUACGAUGACAUACAGGUACCGUGUUUAUAAACAAAGUAUAUAAAUUGAAAUAGUUCACAUACUAAUACACUUAUGUUAAUCUUGUUCCUAAUUAUUUUUCUACAGGAUUCUUGGCAAAGUGUUACAUCAAUUGUUAAGUGGUAUGGUGACCAUCAAGAUGAAAUGAUUCCAGUUGCAGGACCAGGAAACUGGAAUGACCCUGAUAUGGUGAAAAGAAUAAAAUGAUUUAAUUACCACAGCUAUACUGAAAAAAAGAAAAAAAAAGGAAAAAAAUUAUUUUAAGGAGUUUCUGAUUCCUCACAGCCACAUUAAGGGGACGGUUAAUUCUGAUAUCUCACUCAUCUUCUGGUGUAUGAGGAGUAGCUAAAAGCUAUUGAGAUAAAAAAAAUGUCUCUGGAUGCAGAGUGUUCAAGGUUAUGCUUAUGCCUAUCCCAGGUGUAGUUGAGCUUGAUUUGUAAAUUGAUCCUGUUAUUGAUUUUAGAUUCAUAUCAGGAUUAUUGAAAAUCUGAAUUUAUUUGAAUGUAUGCUGUUCUAUUUCAGCUCAUUAUUGGUGAUUUCAGUUUAAGUUUUGAACAGUCAAAGGCACAGUUUGCUUUGUGGUCUGUGAUGGCAUCUGUAAGUAUCUUUUAUAUAGAUAAAUAGUGUAUUUUACUUGAACAAUUAGGCAAACAGUGAUUUUGAUAGCUCUUACAUAAGGACAGAAUAAGUAAGGGAAGAAGUUGAAAUAUUUUAUAUGAUGCUUUGUCACUAAAAUAUAUUAAAGUUCAUUAAAGUUUUAUUAAUUAUUAUUAAAGUUUAUUAUUAGCUUUGUCACAAAUACAUCACAAAUACAAUAGAACCACACUAACUCAAACUCCUAAGGGAAAUGAAAAAUAAGGCAAGUUACAUUGGGGCUCUAGUUAAUCAGGAUGAAAUUUGAAUUUGAAUUAUCCUGUUAAUGAUUAAUAAGGAAUCAUGGUUUUACCAUUCUUUUACAAUCAAUAGUCAUUUUGGCACAUUCAGUUUGUUUUAAAUGAACUUUUUGAUAUGACUGUUUAGUCUGGGAAGUCAAGGUGAAUGUAAUCUAGAUACUGGAUGUGUCAACCAGCCAUGUUCAGACAUUUUAAUGACCUUUUUACUUAAGUUUGAGUUAUUAUGGUAAAUUGGAACCAGGGAAAAUUAAAAUUAGUCUGAGUUAAGAGGGAGUUUGAGUCAACUAAGUUCAAGUUAGCUUCAGUAAAUGAUUCAAAAAUGGUCUCAAAUCCAUCAGAUUUUGUUGGAGUUAGCAGGGAGUAAAUUAGUUAAUUGGUUUCUACCGUAUUCAUAGAUGAUCUCAAGGCUAUCAACUGUGGUUGUGUACUGAAUCAAUGUGAUUUGACUUUUUUCAGCCCCUAAUUAUGUCCACUGAUCUUCGUAACAUUGCACCAUGGGCAAAAGAAAUCCUUCAAAAUGGGUAAAUUGGAGACUUCUUAAUUAACUCUGUAUUCAGAAUAAUUUAUGUAUAAUUUGGGAGCUAAGAGUUUUUCUGAUCAGUUAAUAAAAUUGCAGCUAAAACUGCUAAAAUUUGGAAAAUGUUUUCUUGAGAGGUAAUAGUUUAAUGGUUAAAUAUAUUUGCCAACCUCAAAACAGGGCCAGUCAUCAAUCAGUCAGUCAAACAGUUACUUGAAGAAAUUCAUUCUUAUUUAUUUUUCAGCGAUGUGAUAGCUGUCAAUCAGGACAAACUGGGGAGAAUGGGACGGAGAGUUCUGCUGGUAAGGAAUUCAUAUCUUCAGCUCUUUAGGGUAUUAGUUAUGAGUUGCUGACAUGCUGGUAUGAUUUCAUGCUGAUCAUUCUCUCAAACAAUCUUAUGAAUUUGAGCUCAUUGAAUGCUUUAUUGUAUGUUUUUCGUUAACUCUUAAGAGUGACUAGCGUCUAAUUUCUCUUUAUAAUAUCACCCCUGAAUCAUACAUUAAAGUCACAAGACUAUAUAGAAUUAUCGCCAACUAAAGAAGCUCUUGAUUGUUAAACAAAUUCUCUUUGUCAGCUCCCCAGGAAAUGUAUUGAGGACUGUAUGGAGAUUUUGCAUACUGGGUUUAGAUGCCAUGUUAUUGUUUGCUAUUUCAGGAUGGAAAUCAAGAGAUCUGGGCACGGCCCUUGUCUGAUGGAUCAGUUGCUGUGGUGUUAUUUUCACACUCAGAGUCUACCCCUGAAACUAUGGAAGCAAGUUUUAAAUUGGUUAGUAACAUAGAGUAAUUGUAUUAAUGAUGUUGCUUUACAAAAUGUCCCCAAAAAGUUGAAGGUUAUCAAAGAUAAAAACAUAUUAUUUAAGAGACUGAAGUAAUUAUGAUUUUUUUUUCCUUCAGGUUGGGUUAAGUGCUGAGAAAGCUAAGGCACGUGACCUGUUUGAACACAAGGAACUUGGGACAUUCAUGGGAAGCUUCCAUGCCAUUGUAAACCCGAGUGGUGUAGUGAUGGUCAGAUUAUCGCCAUUAGAGUGACGAUCUUGGAUGUCUAAUGAAACUUG
This is a messenger RNA of Pocillopora meandrina, 5858 nucleotides long. The record is from the annotation of a GenBank genome assembly. Lineage: Eukaryota; Metazoa; Cnidaria; Anthozoa; Scleractinia; Pocilloporidae.